AUCUAUCAUAUAUUUUCUUAAUUCAUAAAAAAAUCUCUCUCCAUCCAUCACACUCACAUCACCCAAAUCUCACAAACACCACUUCACCACCGUCACGCAUGGCGGAGCUCCGCCACUCGUUAUCAGUGGGCAGCCGAACGACGCCGUCUCCACACGAAGGCACCACACCACUAACAGCCCCAGGCAACAUUUCCAACGACGUUGGCCGUGACCGUCACUCUAGAGAUCGCUUCCGCUUCUUUUUCGUGAAUGACGAGACUAGGUUAACUCAUUCUCAUUUUCUGAGCUCCAAGAUCUCUGUUUUCCUGCUUGUUGCGAUAAUGCUGGCUGCGUUGGUCUCCUUGUCGUCGCUCGUUGAUCGAUUAAGUGCUCCAUACCUGUGCAUUAAAGAUGGCAUUGCUCUUCGGUGUCCACGAGUUAAGGAGCCUCCUUCAUUGUGGGAGAAUCCUCAUUCAGCCACGACUUCAUGGAAGCCAUGUGCUGAGCGACGUGUUGAUGCAAUAGCAGAUCUUCCAUCCGCGAAUGAAACAAAUGGCUAUAUAUUUAUACAUGCAGAGGGUGGGCUAAACCAGCAACGAAUUGCUAUAUGUAAUGCUGUUGCUGUGGCCAAAAUAAUGAAUGCCACACUUAUUUUGCCAGUGUUAAAGCAGGAUCAGAUUUGGAAAGACCAAACAAAAUUUGAAGAUAUAUUUGAUGUCGAUCAUUUUAUUGAUUACUUAAAGGAUGAUGUGCAAAUUGUACGGGAUAUUCCCGAGUGGUUCACCGACAAGUCAGAGCUAUUCACCAGUAUAAGACGGACUGUGAAAAACAUUCCCAAGUACGCACCUGCACAGUUCUAUAUUGACAAUGUACUACCCCGUAUUAAGGAAAAGAAGAUUAUGUCCCUAAAACCAUUUGUUGACCGUCUUGGGUAUGAUAAUGUUCCUCCUGAAAUCAACAAGUUGAGGUGCAAGGUGAAUUAUCACGCUUUGCAGUUUCUUCCCAAGAUUCAGCAGAUGGCCGAUCAACUUGUGUCUAGAAUGAGGAACCGUACAGCCAGUACCAAUCCUUUCAUGGCUCUACAUCUUAGGUUUGAGAAAGGGAUGGUAGGAUUGUCAUUCUGUGAUUUUGUGGCGACAAGGUUGGAGAAAGUUUUAAUGGGGAUGUACAGAAAGAAAGAAUGGCCUCGACGGUACAAGGAUGGUUCGCAUUUGUGGUCAUUAGCCCUGCAAAAGAGAAAGGAAGGUCGAUGCCCUCUUGAGCCUGGUGAAGUGGCUGUGAUGCUUCGAGCAAUGGGCUAUCCUAAAGAAACUCAAAUAUAUGUUGCUUCUGGGCAGGUUCAUGGAGGGCAAAACCGAAUGGCUCCAUUGCGUAACAUGUUCCCAAAUCUUGUCACAAAGGAAGAGUUAGCUGCAAAGGAGGAGUUGGAUGAAUUUAGGAAGCACGUAACAAGCCUAGCUGCCCUUGAUUUCUUGGUUUGCUUGAAGUCUGAUGUUUUCGUGAUGACUCAUGGCGGCAAUUUUGCUAAACUUAUUAUUGGUGCCCGUAGGUACAUGGGUCACAGCCAGAAGUCCAUCAAACCCGAUAAGGGGCUAUUAUCAAAAUCUUUAGGGGACCCCUAUAUGGGCUGGGCGACCUUUGUAGAUGAUGUAGUUGUUACACACCAAACACGAACUGGAUUGCCAGAGGAAACUUUCCCCAACUAUGACAUAUGGGAAAAUCCAUUGACACCUUGCAUGUGCAGGACGUGACAUAUAUAUAGUUGCUUUUGUUGCUAAACCUGCCCCAGGGAUAGUUAGAAGAGAGUGUUCCUUCAUCACUUAGUUCGUGUGCCCUUUGACUUGCAAAAGAUUGAAGCAAUUCUCCCAGCUCAUUUUUUUGGACUGAACUUGCGUGGAUGCUAAUCUACUCUAUACCUCUGGUGGAUUAAAUUUCUUGGUGCUCCAGAAGUAUGGACUAUGGAGAAGAAUGCGUGUGGGCUACUACCUGCUUAUAAAGUCAUAAAGUAUUCCAUUAUAGAUAAUGAAGUGACGCAGUUCACUCUUGUAUUCUGAACAAGGCUUAUUCUCGCACAUUAUAAUUAUCGAUGUAAAUUAUUAAUUAAGUUAUACAAGUGAAGUGCGGUGUGUGCAUCUACCUUGGGUAUUAAUUAUCCUUGAGAAUGGAUCGAAAAGUGAGAUCUCUACAUAAAUAAUCUUUUUUGUAAUUUGUUAAACGAUUUUGAUGAAUAUAUAUUUGUCUAGAGUUCUGCA
Daucus carota subsp. sativus is the source of this 2231-nucleotide messenger RNA. Its product is annotated as protein PECTIC ARABINOGALACTAN SYNTHESIS-RELATED. The record is from RefSeq and is a predicted model, not a curated record. The transcript is spliced from 11 exons. Lineage: Eukaryota; Viridiplantae; Streptophyta; Magnoliopsida; Apiales; Apiaceae. The coding region runs from base 99 to 1730 and encodes 543 amino acids.